Molecule: messenger RNA, 1698 nt
Organism: Cadophora gregata
Lineage: Eukaryota; Fungi; Ascomycota; Leotiomycetes; Helotiales; Ploettnerulaceae
Exons: 5
Coding region: 1-1698 (565 amino acids)
Biological process (GO): fatty acid biosynthetic process; acyl-CoA metabolic process
Molecular function (GO): fatty-acyl-CoA synthase activity; fatty acid ligase activity
Source: RefSeq, a predicted model, not a curated record
AUGGCUCACUUCACAAAAUCUCAGCUGGAGAAGCCGAAAGACUUCAACUUUGCCAGAAAUGUAGUAGAUUAUUGGGCAGCCAAAGAUCCAGAAUCAGUGGCUAUGUACUGGGUAUCUCAAGAUCUGUCCGAGACACGAAUGUUGAAGUACAGCCAUUUCGAACGACAGUCGCAUCGAAUCGCCGCCCUCCUUCAGAAACUGGGUCUGUCAGCAGGGGAUAGACUGGUGAUGAUACUUCCUCGAACUCCAGCCUGGUGGGAGAUAGCACUCGCGUCCAUCCGCAGUGGAAUCGUCAUCUGUCCGGCGACAACUUUACUAGUGGCAAAGGAUAUCGAGUUUCGCUGUAAGCUAAUGGGCGCGACAGCUUUCUUUGGUGACAAGACAAGCGUCGAGAAUUUCAUGAGAGUUAGAAACAGCUGUCCGACAGUCAAAAUCGUAGUGCAGGUUGAUGAGACGAAAAAAGCUCGCGAUUCCGCUAUCAUCGACUACUACCAACGCCUUGAGUUAGUUGAUGCAUCUGUUAAUUUUGAAAGUCCUCGACUUCAGAUAAGCGAUCCGUCUCUGAUAUAUUUUACGUCUGGAACGUCGGGUCCUCCAAAGAUGGUGCAGCACAACCAGAUUUCAUAUCCCCUAGCACAUACCUUGACAGGAAAACAUUGGCUUCAACUCAGCCCUGGAAAAGUGUACUGGAACUUAUCUGAGCAAGGUUGGGCAAAAGCAGCAUGGUCCUUUUUCGGGACCUGGAAUUGCGGCGCAACACUCUUCGUACACGACGACCGUGGGGCAUUUGACCCGCUCCGCCUCCUACACAUUCUACAGACCUACCCCAUCACCACGCUGUGCGCACCACCAACAGCAUAUCGACAGCUAGUCCUCCAGAAAAGCAAGAAGUUUCUCGAACGGAAUCCGCCGAAAGCACUAGCUCAUUGUACUGGUGCCGGAGAGCCACUGAAUGCUAGUGUCAUUGAUGAAUGGCAGAAGAUGACUGGAUUGGAGAUUUUUGAUGGAUAUGGACAAACGGAAACUGUGCUGACGUGUGGGAAUUUCGCUGGUACGGCCAUCAGGCCCGGAUCGAUGGGCAGGCCGACACCUGGAGUCCCGCUGAAGAUCAUCUCGUCAGACGGUACGGAGUGUGUACCGGACACAGAGGGCGAUAUUGCGAUCCUGGUCAACAGAAACCCGGCUGGGAGCUCAGAAGAGUUUUUCGGUCUGUUUGACGGGUAUCUUCGGCCUGACGGGAGCUUGGACAGGAGAAUCAAGGACCUGGGCGGGAAAGAGUGGUAUCUGACGGGUGAUAGAGCGACGAGGGACAAGGAUGGAUAUUAUUGGUUUGUGGGAAGAGCUGACGAUGUCAUUAAUUCUUCUGGGUACAGAAUAGGUCCCUUCGAAGUCGAAUCGACACUAAAGUUGCACCCCGGAGUCGCAGAAUCAGCAGUUGUUUCUUCACCCGACGAGUCUCGAGGCGAGGUGGUCAAGGCAUUUGUCGUUCUAACUUCUGAGUUCAAAAAUAGUAAAGACAGCAACGAGAUCGUGGAAGAACUGCAGGAUUUCUGCAAAGAGAAUGCAGCGCCGUACAAGUACCCACGGAAGAUCCAGCUCGUUGAUCCGGAUUUCUUGCCGAAGACCAUCAGUGGGAAGAUCAAGCGGAAUGAAUUGAAAGCUGCGGAGUGGAAGAAAGAAAAGAAGUCCAAGCUUUGA